Molecule: messenger RNA, 909 nt
Organism: Aspergillus welwitschiae
Lineage: Eukaryota; Fungi; Ascomycota; Eurotiomycetes; Eurotiales; Aspergillaceae
Product: putative GPI anchored glycoprotein
Exons: 3
Coding region: 93-800 (235 amino acids)
Source: RefSeq, a predicted model, not a curated record
UCUUUCUCUCAAGUCUUACCCUCUCUCCUCCAUCCCUCAUCUAUACAACUCUAUAUACACUCCUCCCUAAUUAAACCAUAUAAUCACACACCAUGCGUCUUCAAUUGACUACCUCUCUGGCCCUCCUGGCCACUGCCUCCACCGUUGUCGCUGACGAUGUCGUCUCGGUCCUCUGGCCCUCCUCCGCCAGCGGUGAGAACUACAACGCCAAGCUGAUUGGAACCACUGGCGGCGACCUCACCACUCUGGUCAUCAACUGCCCCGCCACAGCCAGCGGCUCCGUGACCAGCGCUCCCGCUGCCACCGCCGCAACCACCAGCGCCGCCGUCGUCAAGCGUGCUACCACCGCCUCCAGCUCGGACGAUGACGAUGAUAACUUCAACGAUAGCUGCAAUGUCCCCGACAGCGGCGAGACUCUGACUGUCGGCAGCAGCACCUGGGCCUUUACUACCUCCGGUACCGCCUUCUCCGAAGAGGCCGCUUGCGCUUUCACCGGCACCACUGUCGCCUCCUGCGCCUUCACCUUCAACAUUGACACUCAGACUUCCUCCUCCAGCGGUGUUACCACCACUCAGCUCAACAAGGUCCCCAUCACCAUCACCUCCACUGUCUCCGCCUCUGCCACUGGCUCUGCCACCGGUAGUGGCUCCACCGCCUCUGCUACGGGCGAUGCCUCUGGCUCUUCUGCCUCCUCUACCGGCGCUGCUACUACCACCAGUGACAGUGGUGCGUUCGCUACUGGUGCUAGCCAGUGGGUUGCCGGUGGUGCUGCCAUGAUGGUUGCUUUGGCUAUGGCUUAAGCUAGCUCAUUCACAUACAUAUAUAUAUAUAUGAAUUGAGUUGAGGAAGUUGAUGUGAGUGGUGUUCGUGAUUUGGAAGCAAAGCGAGUAUUAUAGUAUAUCAGGAAGG